UCCGGGGAGGGGCGGAAGAGGCGGGCUGGUGGGGGUGGGGCAAGAUGGCGGCGCCAUUGAGGAUUCAGAGCGACUGGGCCCAAGCUCUCAGGAAGGAUGAAGGGGAGGCCUGGUUGAGCUGCCAUCCUCCAGGGAAACCAUCUUUAUAUGGCAGCCUAACUUGUCAGGGAAUUGGCCUGGAUGGCAUUCCAGAGGUUACAGCGUCAGAAGGAUUUAUUGUAAAUGAAAUAAACAAGAAAAGCAUUCAUAUUUCAUGUCCAAAAGAAAGUGCAUCUUCUAAGUUUUUGGCACCAUACACUACUUUUCCCAGAAUUCAUACAAAGAGCAUAACAUGCCUGGACAUUUCCAGUGGAGGAGGCCUCGGUGUGUCUUGCAGUACUGAUGGGAGCAUGAAGAUCUGGCAGGCUUCUAAUGGAGAACUCAGAAGAGUAUUGGAAGGACAUGUGUUUGAUGUGAAUUGUUGCAGGUUUUUCCCAUCAGGCCUUGUGGUUCUCAGUGGGGGAAUGGAUGCCCAGCUGAAGAUCUGGUCAGCUGAAGAUGCCAGCUGUGUGGUGACCUUCAAAGGUCACAAAGGAGGUAUCCUGGAUACAGCCAUUGUUGAUCGUGGGAGGAACGUAUUGUCUGGUUCUCGAGAUGGAACUGCACGACUUUGGGAUUGUGGGCGCUCAGCCUGCUUGGGAGUCCUUGCAGACUGCGGCUCUUCUAUCAAUGGAGUGGCAGUGGGUGCUGCUGACAACUCCAUAAACCUUGGCUCUCCAGAGCAGACGCCCAGUGAACGAGAGGUUGGAACCGAGGCGAAAAUGCUGCUGUUGGCCCGGGAAGAUAAGAAGCUUCAGUGCUUGGGACUACAGAGCAGGCAGCCGAUAUUCCUUUUUAUUGGUUCAGAUGCCUUUAACUGCUGCACGUUUCUCUCUGGCUUCUUGCUGUUGGCUGGGACACAAGAUGGAAACAUUUAUCAGCUGGACGUGAGGAGUCCAAGGACUCCAGUACAAGUCAUCCAUAGAUCAGGAGCACCAGUUCUGUCCCUGCAGAGUUUCCGAGAUGGAUUCAUUGCUAGCCAAGGUGAUGGAAGCUGUUUCAUUGUUCAGCAAGACUUAGACUAUGUCAUUGAGCUCACCGGGGCUGACUGUGACCCUGUGUAUAAGGUAGCCACAUGGGAGAAGCAGAUCUACACGUGCUGUCGCGAUGGUCUUGUACGACGCUAUCAGCUUGCCGACCUCUGACCCCUUGGAGAAGAGAAAUCCCAGUUCAUGAAAAGGAUUGACCCUGAUCACCGAUGAGCAGAAACAUCGUCAGUCCUUCCCAAGGUCCAUGGCCUUUAAUGUCUUGACAUCUGGAAGUCCCAGAAGGCAGCUUUACUGGCCCUUUGGAACUAUUAUCCCCACACCUACCCUGAACUGUGAAACCAGCGUACGUAUGCACACUGGAUUGGCCCCAAACUCUCCCAGUAUGAACUCAUCCUGGCACCACAGGGCAAGGAUAUGGGUGCUUAUAGUUCGUCCCACACCGACUGCAUUAAAUGUUUACAUGGACCAGAGGACUGAAGCCUCUUCUCUGGAGGAAAUAAAGAAAAUAUGUUUGGAAGA
This is a messenger RNA of Tupaia belangeri chinensis (Chinese tree shrew), 1586 nucleotides long. It is a transcript of the gene PAAF1, whose product is annotated as proteasomal ATPase associated factor 1. Lineage: Eukaryota; Metazoa; Chordata; Mammalia; Scandentia; Tupaiidae. Gene Ontology annotation, molecular function: protein binding. Bases 45 to 1223 code for a protein of 392 amino acids. The transcript is spliced from 12 exons. The record is from RefSeq and is a predicted model, not a curated record.